UAAUUUCAAUACGUAGAAAAGAAGGAGGGGGGAGGAAAACUACGGGUUGCAACAAAUGCAGCGAUGUAAACAAACCACCAGCUGACUGUAAUCUGUCACAUUAUUUUAUAAUUAUAUAUUUUUUAGAUGAAUACAGUUUGAAUUUUAACGUUAUGUGCUUUUAACGGUUGGUCUGAAUCUCCGGUUGACACGUCAUCGCUGCUCCGUUUGAACAUGAUAUAUCAUAUCCCUUGGAUCAACACGCCGGUGCGGACUGUCCUGGCAAUCUGGCACCAGCUGACCAAGACCGAGAUCCCAGAGCUGGCCAAGUGCUCGGUGCUGAUGAGAGAGCGCAGCAGAGUGGAGGAGACAAUCCACGCCAUGCAGCGAGCAGGUGCAGGCAACCUGCAGGUAAUCUCAGACUUCGAUAUGACACUGACAAGGUUUGCCCACAACGGCAAGAGAGUGCCCACCACACACAACAUCCUGGAUAACCGGUUGUUGAUCAAUGAGGACUGCACUAAAAAGAUAAGGGCUCUGUUGAACACCUACUAUCCCAUAGAGAUUGACCCAAGCAGGAGUGCUGAAGAAAAGCUGCCUCUCAUGGUGGAAUGGUGGACUAAAGUCCACGAGCUGCUGAUUGAGCAGAGGAUCAGGAAGGACAUGCUGGCUCAGGCAGUUAAGGAAUCCAGCGCUAUGCUCAGGGACGGCUACAAAGUGUUUUUUGACCAUCUGGCGGAGCAGCAGAUCCCUCUGUUGAUCUUCUCGGCUGGUGUUGGAGACGUCCUGGAAGAGGUGAUCCAACAGAACCACGUCUUCCAUCCAAAUGUCCACAUCAUCUCCAACUACAUGGACUUUGACCAGACUGGGGUUCUCCGAGCCUUCAAAGGCCAACUGAUCCACACCUUCAACAAGAGGGAAGGAGCUCUGUCACAUGCAGCUGGCCUCACAGAGCUCCAGGGUCGACCCAACGUGCUGCUGCUGGGGGACUCUUUAGGAGAUCUGACCAUGGCUGACGGGGUGUCCGAGCACGAGAACAUCCUCACCAUUGGCUUCCUCAACGAUCAGGUGGAAGAGAGAAAAGAGUCGUACAUCAACUCCUUCGACAUCGUUCUGGUGAAGGACGAGACGAUGGACGUCCCGAACGCUGUUCUCAGACACAUUACCUCAUCGAGAAACGGCAAGUAACGACGCACAAGGAGGAACCGGACACUUAAUGAAAACGUACGCACAGAUGGACUUGUUCACUCCACUGCACCGUGUUGCAUGCUAGACAAUGACACAUCACCACGUACCUCAAACCAGGCCUUAAAACUGGACUUUUUUCACCACUGCGUACACGGCAAUGUGCCAACAGCACAGAAUUUAUAUAGUCUCAGUUUUUUUUACCAGCAGCCCUCCCUCUGAAAACAAUCAACCACCUCUUGAAAAUGUUUCCAUAAACAUAUUUCUCACUUUUCUGUUUUAUUUCACUCCUUUUAUAGGACGAUUUUUGCUAUUUUUAUGUACCGAAUUUUACUUUUACAGCAUGAGGAUGGGCUACUUUGUAAUAUGUUUUACAGGUAUUUCUAGAUGAAUCUUUAUCUGCCAAUUCUACCACAGAUUGACAAUGUUCUGGUG
Larimichthys crocea (large yellow croaker) is the source of this 1599-nucleotide messenger RNA. Its product is annotated as 7-methylguanosine phosphate-specific 5'-nucleotidase. Gene Ontology annotation, molecular function: magnesium ion binding; 5'-nucleotidase activity. Gene Ontology annotation, cellular component: cytoplasm. The transcript has 10 exons. Bases 214 to 1167 code for a protein of 317 amino acids. Lineage: Eukaryota; Metazoa; Chordata; Actinopteri; Sciaenidae. The record is from RefSeq and is a predicted model, not a curated record.